Molecule: messenger RNA, 387 nt
Organism: Prunus armeniaca (apricot)
Lineage: Eukaryota; Viridiplantae; Streptophyta; Magnoliopsida; Rosales; Rosaceae
Source: the annotation of a GenBank genome assembly
AUGGAGGGAGCAGAGUUGGAGCUAGAGAGGCGAAGCAAGUUCCUCAGCAGUUUAAUACAGAAGAAGAAGUCUGUAGAGCAACAAGACCACCAUGAACUCCUCAAUGUCCGAGUUAGGGCCUCUGACAUGCCCACCCCUUUGCAAAACCGCGCCUUUCGCUCUGCGAGGGACCACCUGGACUCCAUGCCGGGGAAACUCGACAGCAAACGACUCGCUCUUGCCCUUAAGAAGGAAUUUGACUCGUCAUAUGGUCCAGCUUGGCACUGCAUUGUGGGAACUAGCUUUGGUUCGUAUGUCACACAUUCCACAGGAGGGUUCUUGUAUUUUUCGAUCGACAAGGUUUACAUUCUUCUUUUCAAAACAGCAGUUGAGCCUUUGGACCAUUGA